Messenger RNA from Enterobius vermicularis (human pinworm), 876 nucleotides. The record is from the annotation of a GenBank genome assembly. Lineage: Eukaryota; Metazoa; Nematoda; Chromadorea; Rhabditida; Oxyuridae.
UUGAAGGUAAUCUGUAGGUUUACGUCUAUAUUUACUUCGAUUACAUUUAGAUGCAUUCAAGCAAACGAAAAGAUUGGAACGCUACAAGAUGAAAUUGAGAAGGAGCGUCGGCGGGAGAAUUUUGCAACUCUUCGCUUAGCGGUAAAAGAAAAACUUACAACGGAACUAAUGGAGGAGGUAGAAUCUGUGAGGAAGUCCUGUGCGGAUGAAAGAAGAGCUGAUCGAAUGAUGAUGGACCAUUUCACUGGACAGGUCUUUCAAGCCAUGCGUGACAAAUUGCGACAAUACAGGAAAGAAUUAAAACUUUUGAGGCUGGAACUUGAUGCUGCUCGUAACGGUAGCGAAAGUACCGAAGUUAGGAAGCUUGUUAAAAAGUGCGAGAAAUUGGAACAGUUAUAUGGUACUUGCAAUUCCGACCAGCAGAAGAUCACCCGUUUGGAAGUUCUUUUGGCCUAUGCUAACAAAACAAUAGAGAAGUUACGUCGACGGCAACGAGAUUUGAAUGAGCUUUUUGUUGAUCAUGAUGCCGAAGUUUCAAAACUGCAAAGCGAAUUAGCGCACCUGAAAGAAGAAAAUAGACGUUUAUUAGAAGGGCACGAACUGGAACGUGAAAAUCUUGUCAUGUCCAGAAUAGGAAAGCACUUAGAAGAUGCCGAUUUCGACUUAGUUGACAACAGUGGAGAUGAGAUGGAGUCUGUUUCAAGUGGAGAGUUGAACGAAAAAAAAGAGAAAACAAAAGCACCUGGAAGUGCUACGCCAGAAAGGCGGGAUGUCGAUGCAGUUAAAGUGUCUAGUUCAGGGUCGGAACCCGAUGAUGCUGUUGUUAUUUCCAGUCCGGAAGCUGGGGGCGGUGGUUCUGGUCCAGGGUCAGAUUAA